This is a messenger RNA of Adineta steineri, 372 nucleotides long. Lineage: Eukaryota; Metazoa; Rotifera; Eurotatoria; Adinetida; Adinetidae. The record is from the annotation of a GenBank genome assembly.
AUGCAUGCGCAAGUGCUCGCAUUAUUAUUGCUCGUUUUAAUCAAAUCUAGUGAAAUAUCUACUGAAAAAGUAGUACCAUCACUAUCAUUGUCUGCAUUGGUGGUAUCCUCAGAUACAGGAUCAAUAUUAGCUGAUUUAACCGAAACACCCUCACCCACAUCAUCUACAUCAACAACAUCAAUAACAUCAACAACAUCAACUACAUCAACUACAUCAACAACAACAACAUCAAAUACAACAAUAACAACAAUAACAACAACGAUAACAACAACGACAACAACAAAAGCAACAGCAGCAUCAACAAUAGCUGCAUCAAUAUUCGUAACCAUUAUCAGUUUGGUAUUUAUGAUUUUUUUCAUUCCAGUGGUUUAA